UAAGGGAGAAGACUACGUCUGCUGGAGCUGUGGUUUGUCUCUAUAAAAUGCCAGGAAUGGAGGUGAAAUACAUUACUAGGAUCGUCGUCGAUUUUGUAUUACUAUCGAUAGUGGCCAUCCCUAUCCUUCUGUUCUUUCUGUUGGGCAAGCCAUAUGAACGUGGGUUUAACUGCGAUGACGAAAGCCUGCGUUACCCUUAUAAGGACUCGACUGUGAGCACCUUUGUGCUCUAUGUGGUGGGCACAUUCCUGCCUGCCAUAUCG
Penaeus monodon (black tiger shrimp) is the source of this 263-nucleotide messenger RNA. Its product is annotated as putative phosphatidate phosphatase. The record is from RefSeq and is a predicted model, not a curated record. Gene Ontology annotation, molecular function: phosphatidate phosphatase activity. Gene Ontology annotation, biological process: signal transduction; phospholipid metabolic process; phospholipid dephosphorylation. NCBI's taxonomy places the organism in Eukaryota, Metazoa, Arthropoda, Malacostraca, Decapoda, Penaeidae.